GCACGACGUGCUCCACUAGAGAAAAAAAUACUAGAAAGAAAACAGGGGAAAAUCUUGGAAAAUUUCUCGUCGUCUUGCCAUUUGGCGCGGGUCAAAAUACCAAAUUUAAAAGACAUUUUUCAAAUCAUAAAGAAAAGAAAAUAAGAACCAUUCCUGCUAUGCACUGAGAACAAAAAGGAAACAAUGUGAGAGGCGAAAAAGAAACCAAGAAAAACAGCAAAAGAAGUCUAUAGAAAAAUACUUAAAUAUAUAUGGAUCCAUAAACAAACCGAUUUAUAUAUAUUCGAGUCGGGCAUUUGAUUGAUUUGUGGCAACUAUCAAACAACAAACCAAACAAAAAAAAAAAAAAUCAACAAAAACAACAAGGACAACAACAACCGCAGCUACAACCACAACAACAACGACUGCGGAUGUCGCUCCGCUUAACCCCACUUUGCCUAACCCAGUCACCGCCGCAAACAUGUAGAUGUCCAACAUGCCACUAAGUCCACUAACACCAGCUAGCGAUAAUUAAAGGCCAGCCUCUAGAGAGGAUCGGGAGGAGCAGCGACGAGGAGCAACUAGCCGCUCCGGCAGGACCCAAGUAAAUACACUGAGAGAAACGAGAUGGCCGGGCCGCAGGUGCAGCACAGCCAGCGACCCAACAGCGCCUACUAUACGGGUCUGAAUGGUGGUUCCUCCGGCGGCGGCGGAGGAGGCGGUGCCUCCGGCGGUGGAUCCUCUGGCGGCUUGACCAGCAGUGCAUCGCACACCGGCCUGCAUGCCCUGCGCCAGGUGAGCAACGAGACGGAGCUGAUCUAUCGGGGCAGCCACAGCAAUGGCACCGUCAACGAGCUGCCCUCCACCGCCCAGCACCACCUGCUCACGGGUCGUGGCCCACAGCAGGCGGGCCAGCAGGGCCACCACCAGACGGUGAGCAGCAUUGCCGGCACCGGGUCAAGUGUCACGGAUGCCCUCAUCGGCACCAUCACCUCGGGGGGCGGUGGAGGUGGGGGCAAUCCCGCCGGCAGCAGUUGCUCUACGGCGGCCCUGGGCAUCAAAAAGUCCAGCACACAGCGCAGCAUCGAGAUCAUCGUGGACGCCAGCCAGUGCGGCAAGGAGCUGGUGGCCAGUGGCCCGCAGGCAGGCGGAUCGGGCGGCGGAGCCGCCAUCGUCUCCACCCUGGACAUGGAGGAUGUGGAGCAGGGCGGCGGCGGCCAGGAGUCCUCCUCCUCGCACCGCAAAUCCUCGCGACACCGCCACCGGCCGCUCCACCGGCGGCUGAUCACCUAUCUGCGGAACCUCUUCCAGGGCAGCACCACCCAGAAUGAUUCCGAGCUGGAGGAGUUCGAGACGCCGGCAAGGUACAGGCCCGACUCGCUAAGUGCGCUGAGCCGCGCCACGCGCUUCACGGAGGACGAGAUCAAACGAAUUUACCGGGGAUUUAAGGCUGAGUGCCCGACGGGCGUCGUCAAGGAGGACACCUUCAAAGUGAUCUACUCGCAGUUCUUUCCACAGGGAGCCAAUCCAACCUUAUACGCGCACUAUGUAUUUAAUACACUGGAUCAGGAUCACAGCGGCAUUGUCAGCUUCGAGGACUUUGUUCAAGGACUUUCGAUACUGUCGCGCGGCUCCGUGGAGGAGAAGCUGCGCUGGACCUUCUCGCUGUACGACAUCAAUGGCGACGGCUUCAUUACGAGGGAGGAAAUGACUGACAUUGUAACUGCCAUAUACGAGCUGAUGGGCCGCCUGCCCGACGAGUGUCCCGAGGAGGAGAAGAUCAAGGGCAAGGUGGAGCAGAUCUUCCAGAAAAUGGACACCAAUCGCGAUGGCGUGGUCACGCUGGAGGAGUUCCUGGAGGCCUGUCGCAACGACGACGCCAUCUCCCGGUCGAUGUCCUACACGGUGCCCCGGCGGCGGCGCCAUCAGCAGCCGGCCCAGCAGCCACGUCAGCAUCUGCAGCAUCAGCAGGAGCAGCCAGAGAAACGUAAGUCCAACCACAAGACGAAGAACAAGCAACAGCAAAACCAGCAACAGAAACAACCACAUAGCACUAGACAUCAAAACUGUUGUCACAUAAUCGACAUGGAUGGCGAUAGCACCACCAGCACCACCACCGCCUCGGCGGCCACCGGAACCACACUCAAUUGCAAUGUCCUGGAUGAAUACGAGCGGGAGCGGGAGCAGGAGCAGGAGGACGAUGGGGAUGAGGACUCCGAUGAGGAGGCGGAGUACAGAACCUUUGUCUGCCGCCACUGCCAGAGGCCGCAGUCGGUGGGUCAGCAGCCGAGAUCAGGCCGUCGAUCGCAAUCGCAGUCCAAGUCGCGCAAGCGCAGCAAGAGCAGGAAGCGCCACCAGAGCAGGCAGGCCCAUGCGGGGCAGCAGGGUCAUCACGGCCAGCAGACCACCAGGUGGCCGGAAAUCAAUGUGGCCAACGAGCAGGCCAUCCGCUUCCGGUGUCCGCAGGUGGGGCCGCAGGUGGGUCGCGACCUUCACACCCCCCAGCCCAUGCACUUCCACCACCCCCAGUCGCAGAGCCAGAAGGCCAAGAACAGGUCCCGCCCGCGGAAGUUCCGCCCAUCCCCGGCAGCCCAGCCUGCCUCUGCCUCUGCACCACCUGCCCCACCAGCAGAGCCAGCUUCACAGCCGCCCCCGAGCUGCGAACUCCGCGCCCCCCUGCCGCCCCUGAACGUCAUCGUGGGCGGAGGGGCGGACGCCGAGGUCGAGGUCAAUCCGCAGCAGCCUCAGCCGCCCACCACCCCCGAUUCGCCGUCGCUGGUCACCGUGAGCACCUGGUACACGGUGGCCAAGCAGGGUGUCUCCUGCUAAUCGCGGUGAGCAGUGAGUAUCCUUGCCAGCACCACCCAACCAACCAGCCACCUUGCACCCCAGUCAAAACCACAGUCCUCCCUUGAAAUAAACACGGCGAUGCCACUGAUAUCUCUGGACUAGCUCAGAACCACUUACAAAUGUGUCUGAAAGUAUGCUUCAACAUUAACACUUUUGAUCCAAAAGAUGUCGUAGCCCACUUUCGAGCGACUUGAAAAAUGAUUUCAAGUCCCUAGAGAUUUAUGUGGCAGUCCCUAUAAAAGCGCUUUCCCCUCUUGGUGUUUCAAUAUAUGUAUACAAUAUAUAUAUUUUGUGCUAUUAUGAAUUAUAUGUGUGUGUUCUAGGGUGGAUCUCUCAAAAAUCAAAAUUGGCAAACUUAAGUAAAAAUAAAUACAUAGGGAUGUGUACAAUAACAAAUAAAGAAGAACACAUUAAUUUUUCUUAAAAUAAUUCGAUUUUACCAUUAGUCAGCGGUUCUAAUAGGGGGAAAAAACAAAUUUUCCUACCAAAAAAUUGUAAAUACAUUUUUUAAGGCAAUGAUUUUCAUAAAAAGAACCAAAGGUACCACGUCCAAAAGAUAUGAAAAAUAAACAUAAUACAAAAUAAAGCAACCUUUCAAAUUAAAAACCCGGGAUCCACCCUACUGUAUAUGUGCUUUAAGUUCCCGAUUUGCCCUAUUAUUUGUACUAUAAUUCGCUAAAUGAAGUUUAUAAAAAAUAAUUGAAAACGUUCUCUGUGUGUAUCGAUUGAUGUUGCAAACUGUCAAAUGUGUUAUAGUCUUAAAUACAUAUAAAUCUAUAGAAAAUGUAAGUGAAAAUGAACCAAAAAUGAAAAUAUAUGAAAAGCAUUCAAACAUUUACUUUAUGUUUCUUUGACCUCUAUUAUUUGUGCCCAGAAAAGUCUUCUUAGAACUGUUGUUAGAUGUCCUAGAGUUAUAUAUAAAUUGACGUUAGCUGUGAUGGAAAAACAAAGUAUAUUAAACCACAAAAAGAACUUUAAUAUUAAUUGUAAAAACGAAAUUGCAGGGUUUGUGGGAGAACAUUGCUCAAACGAUAAAUGCUUGCUAAAGACUAAGCUUAAAGUGCGUGGGUGUGUGUUUGGAUAUGUGUGCACAGGGAGAUCUUGAGAGAAAGCAUUUUAAGAAAAGUAAUUUUAACUAUUUUGAGAGCCUCACUUUGGGCUUUUCCAUGAAAGUAUUCUUGCUGAAAAUUAACGUAGUAAAAGCAGAAAAUUGAAUUGCUGCCGUUACUUUAAUUGAAUUCUGUAAAAUACUCAAAAAUCAUAUUGAAUAAAACAAAUAUGCAGAUUAAUGAACAGGCCAAUUUCAGUCGAUAAAGUAUUUAGCUUUAACAAAAACACCGAUGUCAUUGAAAUGCAAAUUGAAUACCGAAUUCGCCUAGGCCAAAAAAGAGGCGACAAAUAAAUCAAAUAAAACGGGGCAAAAAAUGUAGGAGCAGGGUUUUUUGUUUUAAUUUAAAGCAGCUUUCUACUUAAUUGGAUAAAUGCAAAAGGCUGCCAUUAAAAUCCAUUCGAUUUCCCAUUAUUUCUUAUCGAAAUUCGUGGUCUUCGAAAAUUGUUGUGAAGUUUGCUGAGCGUUAAAUUUUUUGCUAGCUGUUAUUGCUUGACAUGCUUUUGUUGUUGUUUUCAUUAUGCCACAUUGGACACACCAAGGAGACACACGCACACUGGCACACGCGUACACACACACACGGGCACACGCACACAACAAGACAAAACAAGGAUGCAAACGCAUGGGAAUUGAAAUUCGUGAAUGGCAAUUAAAAUAUCUGCUUUCUUUCUCUUUCUCUCUCUUUCCCUUUCUCUCUCUCUCUCUCUUUCUCUUCCUAUCUCUUUCAUCUCGGCCUGCACACACACACACACACGCUUGAAUAAACACCCACACACGUGCAGAAAUUUGCAUAGAAACUAAAUGAAAUGCGUAGCGAGAAAGACAACACGAAUCUGCCAAAAUAAAAAUCUAGGCACCGCAUGUCCAUAAAUAUGCAAUUAUGGAUGUGUUUGUGCAACUGUGAAAAUAACGAGAAUGUGCGGAAAAAUUGUAAAGGCCAACGACAACUCGAUUUUAUCGGCAUUAUCGGCAGGGUUGCAUUUAAAGGGCUGCAAGCAGUGCAGCGCUGCUCUCAAGUGUAAGUACACCUCGGCACCGGAAGUGCCACUGCUUGCCCAAAGAAAUCACAAAAAUUGACAUUGAAAAUUGAAAAUGUACGAAACGAAAGCUUUACACAAUGAAACUAAACUAAAAAAGAAACCAAAACUAAAAUAUAUCCUUAACGAUUUAAUGAAACAUAUAUAGAGAGAAAUUUAAAUUACACAGAAACUAUAUUUAUACGAACGGGAAAUAGCAAGGAAAAAUACUAAGUACAUUUGAUUGGAACCAGAUUGACUUUCUAUUUGAAAAAAAUAUAUGUAAACACACGCCACACACACGCACACAUUGUACACACAAGAAAAUGUCAGUAGGUAAAUAAAUGUGUAAAUCAAAAUAAUAGCCACAAAUACGAGGAGCAAUGAGAAGGAGAUUUGGAGAAGUGCUCCCCCGGGCGUAUGCGUAAUGCUGAGUGUUUUGUUUCCACGCAUCCUUGUUGCCGCAUAUUCUCCAUUAGCAAAUUAGUGACAAUGAUGGAAUGUCAUCAAGUCGGCCGGCUACAUGUAUACUAUAUAUAUCUGGUGUGUGUGUGUGCCUGCUGUGUGUGCGAGUGUGCAAGCUAAAUCAAAUAAAAACAAAUGUUUGAAUCAGAAAUUGGACCACAGCAAACAAACAAGUAGCAUAAACCGAUAUCCGCUGUAUAUGCAUAUUAUAUUUACAUAUAUAUACACAAGAAUAUAUAUAUAUAUAUAUAUAUAUAUUGAGAUAUGUGUAUAGAUAUAUACAAGGCAUACAGUAUUUAUCAAGUGCAUAGGUGUGUAAUUGUAAUUUUUUGUAGCUAGAACUAAGGGACACCAGGAACACAAGGAGAGAACUAUUAGAAAUAGAUAAAUGGAAACUGGUUAAUUGGACAUCUCGUUGUACAUAGUUAGUGAGUGGGUUUUCUUCGCCGUUAAACCAACUACAAAUCUUUCUCUAUAUUAAACUCUAAACUCAAAGUAAUUGUUGCAUUUUUAAACCCUUUUAAAAUACAUAGCUGUGUACUUAGCCGUAGUCUUCCAGAAGUAACCGACAACAAAAAAUCGAAACAAGGCGGGAGGCUGACAAAAACUCUAUUCCACUUAGAUUGAAACCUGUAGCGAAAUUUGUACCUUAGCCGAAACACCCACAAAAAGCUUUCAACUACAAUAAAACUUCCUCUUAAUAGACGAACAAAAACCGAGUCCAAUGAACGAAAAACCCAUAUACUAUACAAAACUGUUGCUGUCGUAGUUUGAGACGAACUGUAUUAUUUUUGGAUAAAUGUUAUCGAUUCUCUGCCCACUUCCAAGGUUAUUCAAUGUUAGAUCCCUCGAACUAUUGGUUUCCCACGGCGUGUAUAGAGUAUAUACGAUCGAUCUGAUCUUGGGCACGACAAUAUCGAAAAGGAGCCACAGAAGUGCUAUAUAGCAGGCAUAUAUAAUAACCUCCCACCCCAGACUAACACACACAUCCCCCUCUAUCUCUCUCUCUCUCUCUCUAGCUAUCUCUAUCUCUCUCUACUUAUCUGUGUGUGAAUUAGCAAUCAAAUACUAAUGCAAAAAAUCUAUUUCAAAAACAAAGUGUCAAAUUUUCAAGAAAAAAACAUAACGAACUACAGAAAACCAAAGGAAAAGUUGGCAAAGUGACAGAGACGAGAGGUGAGGAAAAUUGAAAAUGGAAAAUUGAUAAAUUGGAGGAUUGCCAACCUAGUUGCAAGUAUUUUCCAGGCCUAAGCCUUAACGAUUAGAGAAACGCAAGUAAUUGUAAACACAAAGAAAUAUAUGCAUAUAGAGUGUGUGUUUUUUCCUAAUUUAUAAGCUGUUGAAAUCAAAUUUUACCAAUGAAAGUAAGUAUUAAAUAACAACAAGAAGAAGUAUUGACGACAAAAAAACUCUCGUUUUAGAGAACCACUUGAAUUUUCAGUUGUUAAUGUAAAAACUGUAUUAGCCAUUUAUUUGUGAGCGAUAUACUAUGUGUUAAAAUGAGAUAAGCUAAAAAAAUAUUUAAAAAAAGAUAUAAAAGAGCAGAAAAUACAUGUCAUAGCAUAGGCCUAAGAGCGACAUUUAUUGGGGGACUCCGAAAGGCCUGCGGAAGUAUAUCAAAAUAUAAAACCGAAUUGUUAUCGGACGAACGACGUUUUUAAGCCACUAAGAGAAUUUCCAGUGUUAUCAAUCGAUCGAUGUACAUCUUCUGGGCCAAACGAUUGAGCCACGUUAUAAACACAAUUACAAAUUGAUAAACUUACGAGUAUAUACACAGAUAUACUAAUGUACUAGUCGUAAAUAUAGCUGAUCUUUUUUGGUGUAAAUUUUAAAUGAUAAAACCAAACGAACAAACUUUCCAUGCAAUAAAAACAAACACAUUGUUUCAAAACUAAUGAGAUGUCGUUUAAAUGCAAAACUGCAUGAACCAAAAAACAAGCAAAACCAAAACCAAAAAUGAGCAUGAAAACAUUUAAUUAAAAAGAACAAAUAUUUUUUUUGUGAAGUUAAAAUAUGUAUAAAACAAAAAUUAAAGGUAUAAAGAAAAUAAAAAACCAAAGAAAUAUAUAAAA
Messenger RNA from Drosophila biarmipes, 7490 nucleotides. Its product is annotated as serine/arginine repetitive matrix protein 1. The record is from RefSeq and is a predicted model, not a curated record. Lineage: Eukaryota; Metazoa; Arthropoda; Insecta; Diptera; Drosophilidae. Gene Ontology annotation, molecular function: calcium ion binding. The coding region runs from base 607 to 2808 and encodes 733 amino acids. The transcript has 8 exons.